AUGUCAUACUAUGAUCGGGAAGCCUGGUUGCGAAAUCUUCAAUUAAAAGAAGGCGCGGUCGUUCCUGGAAAAUUUCCAGUUGGAUUAUGUUUCUUCAACAAGUGCCGCCGUAUUCGUCCCUAUCUACCAGCCUUCAUGGCCAAGACCGGCAAAAUCGCCUGCCUAGCAUGCGGCAAUGGGCCAGGUUCGUAUGCCAGUCAAACUGGAAUCGUCCCAUUCCACGAUGAUGAAUGGGAAGUCAACCACGGUCCGACUACGAUCAAGCCGCCGACGAUCGAAGAUCUCCACGACAACGAGAUAUCCAACGUUACUUCAUACCCACCACUGGGAGUCGUAAAUGACGACGAUGUUUUCUCUCACACCUCUCUCGGCUCAGAGGUCAACGAUAAAGUUGCUGAGAACUCUCAUCGAUCUCGUCUCAACACUGAAGAUGACGACAACAUCAUGGAACAAGACUCAGCCCAGAGCUAA
Messenger RNA from Oikopleura dioica, 471 nucleotides. The record is from the annotation of a GenBank genome assembly. NCBI's taxonomy places the organism in Eukaryota, Metazoa, Chordata, Appendicularia, Copelata, Oikopleuridae.